GACGGGGAGGAGAGAGGGGAGAAGAAAGGAGAGAGAGGAGGGGGCCAUGCAGUCAGGUGGGAUGGUCUUUGUUCUGUCACAGGGAGGUGGGUGACACAGGGGGUGGGCGGUCUCUCUGCCCUCCAGGCGGCUCCAGGGGGAGGUCCGGUGUGUGUGUCCCCGGGGGAGGGCUUCGACCUGGGCUUUAUAAGUGUCCUGUGCCCCCGCUCCUCACUCUGCUCCAGCUUCUCCACGGCUCCAAGAUGACCUCCUUUUACCGCUCCUCCUCAUCCUCCUCUCGUCUGGGCUCCAUGCGGGCACCCAGCGUGUACGGAGGGGCAGGGGGCUCGGGGAUACGCGUGUCCAGUGUGAGCGCCCCCCGCAGCUUCUCCUCUGCAGGCAUGGGAGGCUUCAACCUCUCCGAUGCUCUCGAUGUGACUGACAACAAGAAGGCCACCAUGCAGAACCUGAACGACCGGCUCGCCAGCUACUUGGACAAGGUGCGAUCUCUGGAGAAAGCCAAUGCAGAUCUGGAGCUCAAGAUUCGGAUGUUUCUAGAAAAUAAAACCAAACCAGAGGAACGUGACCAUGAGGGGUUCAAUGGAAUCAUCAGAGACCUGCAGGACCAGAUUCUCGAUGCCACCCGGAAUAACGGCGCCCUCUUCCUGGCUGUCGACAAUGCCAAACUGGCCGCCGAUGACUUCAAGACCAAGUAUGAGAACGAGCUGUCCCUACGUCAGUCUGUGGAGGCGGACAUCGCGGGGCUGAAGAGAGUUCUGGAUGAGCUGACUCUGGCGCGCUCAGACCUGGAGAUGCAGAUCGAGGCUCUGAAGGAGGAACUCAUCAUGCUCAAGAAGAACCAUGAGGAGGACCUCCAGACCAUACGCUCUCAGGUCUCGGGCAAUGUGAAUGUGGAGGUGGACGCCGUUCCUCAGCAGGACCUCGCCGCCACCAUGGCGUCCAUCAGAGAACACUACGAGACCGUGGCCGCCAAAAACCGCAAGGAGCUGGAGAACUGGUUCCAGGCUAAGAGCGAGCACCUGAGUCGGGAGGUGGCGGUCAGCACAGAGACGCUACAGUCGUCCAAGUCAGAGAUCACCGAGGUCAAACGCACACUGCAGGGACUGGAGAUCGAACUGCAGUCACAACUCAGCAUGAAACAGUCUCUGGAGGACACGCUGGCCGACACGCAGCAGCGGUACGGCGCCAUGUUGGCCGGGUACCAGCGACAGGUGAUGUCACUAGAGCAGCAACUGAGCGCGCUCAGAAGCGACCUGGAGCGACAGGGGCAGGAGUACCAAGUCCUCCUCGAUACCAAGACCCGGCUCGAGCUGGAGAUACAAGAGUACAGGCGACUGCUGGAGGGAGAGAUGGGAGGUCCGGUUCAUAGUUCCAGUACCACUCGGACUCAGAAAGUCCUGAUCGUGACCAAAGAGGUGGAAGAAGACGAAGACGAAGAGGAGGUCAACGAGACAGAAGACUAAACCAGGACCAGACCACAACUAGACCAGAACCAGACUAUGACCUGAGCCACAUCCAGAGUCCACAGCACUUCAGACCCGGAGAAGAGCCAAGAGUCCAGCCCCAGAACAAGGACCCAAAACAUGUUCCAGUCCGAGCUGAACCAAUCCUGAGCCGUUCACAGAAACAAUAAAAUCUGAUGAACUG
Periophthalmus magnuspinnatus is the source of this 1647-nucleotide messenger RNA. RefSeq names its product keratin, type I cytoskeletal 13-like. Lineage: Eukaryota; Metazoa; Chordata; Actinopteri; Gobiiformes; Gobiidae. Bases 243 to 1463 code for a protein of 406 amino acids. The record is from RefSeq and is a predicted model, not a curated record. The transcript has 8 exons. Gene Ontology annotation, molecular function: structural molecule activity.